AUGGUAAUCCCAUUACUAAUUUUAAAUGUUUUGGCUUCAAUUUCAAACUAUCCAACACCAGAAAAUGAACAUUUAACAAAUUACGAACUAGCAAAAACACUAGAAUUGGAUAAUUAUACAAUUGAAAAUUAUGUUACUAAUGAUCUAUCAAUUUUCACGUCGAAUUCUCUUUCAGCAUUAACAAUAAUUAAUUAUAUAAUAAUUAUUUUUUGUGGAAUAAGUAUUCAAAUACAUGUUUAUCGUCAUUGUAAAGGUGUAGAAAUGACUCAAUUACGUAAUAUGAAUAAACAAAUGAGUAUUGUUUUGGGGGCACAGGCGAUUCUACCUUUAAUAACCUAUAUCACCACUUUAUUCUCCAAUCUAAAUUUUUUAUUUAAUUUGCCUGGUUUAUAUUCAUCAUCUAUUUUUAUAUUUUUUAGUUGUGGUUUGGCAUCUUUGGUUGCUGUUUUAAAUCCUAUUGUAACAAUUUUGAGUGUAAGAAAUUACAGACAAAUAAUUUUUCGAUGCAAAAAUAAUUCAAAUAUUAAUCAAGUUGCUCCAAUGCCAGAAACUUCAAUGCCGGAUAGAACUAUACAAUAUAUUAAAUAA
This is a messenger RNA of Meloidogyne enterolobii, 588 nucleotides long. The record is from the annotation of a GenBank genome assembly. Lineage: Eukaryota; Metazoa; Nematoda; Chromadorea; Rhabditida; Meloidogynidae.